Messenger RNA from Osmia bicornis bicornis, 884 nucleotides. RefSeq names its product leucine-rich repeat extensin-like protein 6. The record is from RefSeq and is a predicted model, not a curated record. Bases 447 to 833 code for a protein of 128 amino acids. The transcript has 2 exons. NCBI's taxonomy places the organism in Eukaryota, Metazoa, Arthropoda, Insecta, Hymenoptera, Megachilidae.
ACUGUCGUUUAAAAACAUUAUCCAAGGUACGUUUCCGCGUAACGUUCGUUGUCAUAACUGGGAGUCGUGGAGUUUAACAUCAAGGAAUCAUGUGAUCUUUUAUUUUUUCAGUGUCAUUUUAAAGCAAGAUGUACCUGAUGAAAAGUGCAUCGUCACUGUUCUUAAAAAAAAAUAAUGGAAUUUCCUAGACAUGUAACAAGCAAUCAUUUUGCCAUACGACAGCAAAAAAAUAAUCAGCUGAUUUCUAACGUCACCGUGAAAACGUACCUUGAUUAUUUAACGCAGCUGAAGUUAAUUAAACAACUUCAAUGCGGUGUUAAAAUUUGUAUGUAAAUGGUAUACCAUUUAACCUGAUGUUUUGGUAUAUUACAAGAGAAAAUUGCGAUCUCUGCAACAAACAGGGUAUUUUAAAUUCAAUGUUCGGUAAAAGAAAGAAGGUUCGUUAAAUGUGCGCUGCGAAUUCACCAUGUCGAUCACCACCGCGAUCUGGAUCCCCUAGUAAAGGCAACCCGGACUAUAGGUUUCCUCAACAGCAACCACCGCAACCUCCUCCUCCUCCCCCUUAUGUGUAUUACCCUCCACCUUACCCUCCAUACAAUCCUUACGCACCUUAUCACCCAGGAGCAUUUUACUCGUCACCCUAUUGUAACGAUGUAACGCAAGAAUCAAAGGGUUUAUCCUGGAUCAGUAUAUUCUUAAUCAUUUUUCUGCUGUUGGGCAUCGGUAGCGUUAUAUUUUAUCUAUCCCGUGAUACUCGACGAAGAAUAAACGCUGGAUUGCCCACCUUAAUACAGCCAGCACAGGAUUAUAAUCGUGGGGAGAGAGUUCUUUAAACCGUAUUCGCGUGUUGCUGACCACGCAACCGCUAAAAAAAGGUGAUCUUU